GGCUACGUCAUGGGCUCAUGGAGGGACGUGGGGAGGAUGGAGGAACCUUGCGUGGCAACGCUGUGAACGUCUUGGGAGAUAUCGGCUGUGUUUGAGACGAUUGUGAAGGGGUUGUGUCUCGGGAGUUGGCUGUAUGAUGGUCGUGAGUACUUUCCUUGCACCUGACAUGGCAGGGAUGGGAGUUGCCGCCUUACGUAAGACCUUCCGGUCCGGUUUUCAAGAUCUGACGACUUUCUCAUGGCAGCUGUCGUCGCUGGAAUUGUUGUAACGCCAGUUCGGAAUACUUGUGUGCUAGCUGUCAGGAAAUCCACGUUGAAGAAGCCUCAGGAAGUCCGAGAAUAUUCCCAUCUAUGGUACAGGGGGCCGCCAUCUUUGCCCCGCGCACCCAGCUGCACCGCAAAGAAGGGAUCUCUGCGCCACACCGGCGGACGGUCCUUGAAUGACAAUGACCGUCAAACUUUCCACCAGACUGCUCUGUUUUGGUCAGCAAGGAAAGAUGAGCACGUCCUCAUGUCGUCGAUUGCGUGGGCCGUAUCCGGACCCGGUUGGCAGGCGCGCACGCCUUCAGCGCGUGCCUUGUUCCCUACCCCUCCCACCCUGCGACCCGCCCUCCCCAGUAUCCAGCAGCAGUGAGAUCCUCUCACCCACCCGAACGAUGUCGCCGAGCAUGUCCCCGCCCAACACUACCUCAGCCGAGAGGACCUCGACCUACGUGAGCCGCAGCGUGAGUUACUCGGGGCUAUCGAGCUCCUACCACCGCCCGUCCACCGCCUUCACCCGCUGGAGCUCGAUACACUCCGUGAAAGACAUGUCGUCGUCUUCGUCGUCGGUGCCGGACCAGUCGAAAUACGAGAUGAAGCAACUGAACACGAGGUUUAUGUCUUACAUCAAGAGAGUACACUUUCUUGAGGACCAGAACAAACUUCUCAAGGAUCAGAUCACUCUUUUAGAGCUGGGAGACACGAAGGGAGCGGAGCUGAAGAAGGAGAUGCGGGAAUUACGCGAGCGAUGCGCGGAGCAGGCUGAGAGCGAGAGGAAGUUAGACUCCGAAAACAGGAAACUUCGCCACGAUCUCAGAGACAUGGAGGUCGAGUUGCUCAAUUUCGACAAGAGGUCCACUUGCAGCGAGUCGUCCGAUAAUCCGCCGACGAUGGAGGACCUCGAGCGAGAAAAAUCCCACCUCUCCGAGGAGUGCGACAGGCUUCGGAGGGACGCCCAGGAAUACAAGGCAAAAUGGGAGGAUGAAUCUAAAAUGCGAGCAAAAAUAGGGGAAGACCUUUCUCGAACAAGACAGGAAUUAGCGAAAUUGAAGGUGGACCGAGAUGACCUGGAGAGAAGACUGACCCGGGAACAGGAGGAGGGCCAGCUCAUGCGGCUCAGGGUAGAGGAAAAGAAAAGUGAGCUAGAAACAGAAAAAGAUAAGCAAGCCGAGGCCGCCCUGAAGAAGAAGAUGGAGGAGCUGAGCAGCUGCGUGCAGAAAUAUCACGUGGAGCUGACCGAGACGCUACAGCGCAUGUCCGUACAGCAGGAGGACAGUGCCCGGAUGUCAAAGCAGGAGUUGGAACAGUGGUACAGGACACAGUUGGAGGAAGCGAAAGCGGCGGCGGCGAAGGACGCAGAGACACUUACCGAGACGCGAGACGCCUUGUUGCAGAGCGAGACCCUAGUCGGACACUUGUCAGACGAGAUAGACAUGUUAAGAAGUCAGAACUCAAGUCUAUCAAAGCAGCUUCAGGAAGCAGAAAAGGCUGUUGACGAGAACACCGUGAAAUACGAGGAGAACAUCCGGGUACUCGAGACGGAGCUGCAGGCCCUGAAAGAGGACACCGCCACGCAGAUAAUGGAGAUCGUGCAUCACGUGAUGUCGCUGACCAAUGCGCGUGUAGCUCUGGAUCUCCAGAUGGACUCUUACUUUGACAUACUGGGCAAGCGAAAAUCAGAUACUACCGAGGCUGAUACGGUCAAGAAACAAAAAUCCCUGGUUCUCCCGGCGUUACCGAUCGCUGAGGAUAACAGAGUUCCCAUGGAUACUAGUGACGCAUGCGCACAAGACUGUAUGAGUGAUGAAAACGCGAACACGUCGCCCAUCAUGGCGGACGAAGUCGCUGCUGGUAGCGGCCAUUGACCUCGCUUUCGCCACUCCAUGAAACGGUAGGAGAUUUUACGACAGGCAUGCAUGGACCAUUCCAGGGACCAGGAAUAUUUACGACGACGUCAAAAACCAUCCGAUUUGCGGCAAUCACGCGUUACAACGUUGAUCGUUCGGAUGUUACCUAAUGGAGAGAAAGAAACGUCUACACAUAAAGAAGAUAUAUAUAAGAGGCAGACACAACCCUCAUUGAAACGCCAUUUGUUCAUCGCACUCUAAAGUCAAGAACGGCAAGGGAACAAGUUAGAGACAAGAACACGCAAGACCUCGGCAAUAGUGGAUAUGGCAUCGCCUCUACAUCUGUUCACCCACGUUUGAAUGCUACCGAAGCAAGACAUGAAAAGUGGAUUUGGCAGUUGGAUUUUUCCGAGUGUGAAAAAGAAGCUAGCAUCAUGCGAAGGUCUCCACUACGAUUGGUCCACGAAAGCCACGUGUUUGUACUUUCAGCUGUAAUUGGUCGGCUAUGUACGGUGUGAGUGAGUAUACAAGGCACGUUUCGCAAGCCCGACAUAGUGUUCCUGUAACCCUUACAUGAUGGGUUUUUUCUCUCGUGUAUCUGGUUAAAGGAUGACUAUGUUUUGACUAUUUGAAUGCUCCGCUAGUGUAAAUUGUGACCUGAAACAGCAAUAUUGUGUAGUUCGUCAUUGUGUACUAUCUAAGCUUUGGAAAACGCGGCUUGCCUUUAAAAAAAAUGUACUUCAGAGGUUGAGCAAGUAAGGACAUAGAAAACAUGGAGGCUAAACUAGAAAAGACGUUUACGAAGUGAGCCUAGGCCAAUGUACAAUACAGACAGGUAAGAAGGUACGCCUCUUGUUGCGCUUCCUUCAGUAGGUGUGCAGACGUUCAGGACUUGAUCCGACGCUAUCACACUUGCACAGAGGAGGUUGUUAUCGUAAUAGUACUUAGAAUUUCGUGGUGCUUUUAAAUUAAAGAUUGCAAAAUAAAUACCAGCCCCGUUGGAAAAAUCAUCAUCAAGCAACUCCGGCCUCGUCCUAACCUCGGCGUUCCUUCCCUUCCCUCUGGGAGAGGCACUGCACGAAAUUUGAUCUUAUAGCACACGUAAAGCGUUCGUAAACCAUACGUAAAGGAAAAAUUUUCAAAUUCACCUUUACGCAUGAUUUAAUGCAUGCUUAUAAUAAAGACUAGAUUCCGUGCAGUGAAAGAAAUGACGAGUCCAGGAGGUCGGUAGAGUCGGAGAGGGGAAAAAUCGGAGGCUGCAUUUAUAAGUGCCUCUCUCUGUUACCAAUGCGUAGAUCCUCGCUCAGGUUGAUAUGGCACAAUACCAUCGAAUAUCAUCCAUUAAAGGCCCAUUAUGUGACAUUUUGGCCCUUAAAUUAUACAUAUUCUCUGGA
Messenger RNA from Branchiostoma floridae (Florida lancelet), 3501 nucleotides. Its product is annotated as glial fibrillary acidic protein-like. The coding region runs from base 440 to 2125 and encodes 561 amino acids. The transcript has 9 exons. The record is from RefSeq and is a predicted model, not a curated record. NCBI's taxonomy places the organism in Eukaryota, Metazoa, Chordata, Leptocardii, Amphioxiformes, Branchiostomatidae.